Molecule: messenger RNA, 784 nt
Organism: Danaus plexippus (monarch butterfly)
Lineage: Eukaryota; Metazoa; Arthropoda; Insecta; Lepidoptera; Nymphalidae
Exons: 5
Coding region: 234-737 (167 amino acids)
Source: RefSeq, a predicted model, not a curated record
CCAAGCAUGAAAACAAUCAAUAGUGAUUGUAGAAUCCUGUUCUCAUUCUACGUAUUGACUCCAAUGAAAAGCAACAUUUCAAUUUCCAUGAAGUUAUUGUUGACUCUUGUCAUAAUAAACAUAUAAUUCAAAGAACGACUUUUUGCAGUUAUAAGAAGAACAUCAGUUCCACUUCUUACUUAUUUAGCUCCUAAUUGUGGUGACCGUAAAACUCGCAUAAAAAUCCUUUAAAAAUGGACUGUUAUAGUGUCAUUUUUAUUUUUAUUACAUUACAUUUGCCAGUGCAUUUACAAAGCACGAAAUCCGCCAAAGAUUCUAAUCUACAUAUUACUCCGACAAAAAUCUCUUCCAUUGAAUACGUAUCCACCUCAGAUACAAGAAAUGUAAACCCGGACCUAAAAUCUUUAUGGGUGUAUCGUCCAGCUUCAUCGCAAUCAAACCCAGAUGAUGCGACAUCACAGCACGUCUUUUUUAAGCAACCAUAUUUAUUGACAAGACUCGCAAAACCUCUCACCUUUGGAUUUGAUCCGUCCUUUAACAAGGGAUACUUUGAACCGUUUGAAAGGAGACAAAAACCGGUUACAUUGGUUGCUUUCAGAAAAAAUGGUCAAAUACCGCGCAAAACCUUAGGGGUAGAGCAAUUUGACCCCUCCUCGAAUGAAGUAGCGGAGAUGCAGUCGUCUUUUAAUGAGAUCAGUAGUUUUUGGCAUGAUAUACCAGGUCUUUAUAAUAUAUGAAUAAUUUAGAUAUGUAUGUGUGUCUCAAUAAAUGGUACUAUUUUUAA